AUCGCACAAAUGCUGACUUUGGAAGGAGACCCAAGAUCAUAACAUACAGGGUGUGUCAAUAAAGUAGGCCUGCAUUGAGCAUGUCCAUUGUUUUUACUGCACUUGGGGCAUCUUCUUAUACAUAUUACAUUCUUCGGAAGUGCAUCCACGAAUGAUAUGGCAAUUAUUCCUUGUGAUGACAUCAUCUUAUCCCAAUAUGUCCACCCAACCUAACAACAGGACUUUAAGAGUUUGUGAUCUCACAGCCUUGUGUGUCAAGAUGAACUGAUUUUGAAUGAUGGUUUGAAGAAGAAUUUUUUUGAUGUUGAAGUGUCUGUUGUUGACUGCCCUGACCUGACUCAAAAGCCUUUCAUGUUGGCUGCUCCAGGCUUGUGUGGUUCUCCAUGCUUGGCUGAUAUUGGGGGUGUUCCAUACCUUAUACCUACAGUACAGAAAGACAAAUAUUACAACUUGGAGAAGAUAGCUUCUGAGAUGGAGCUGCCAGCUGGUUUCCUUCUUGGUGCUGGGGCAGGUCCUCAUCGCAGUGUCGGAGUGAACUGUGAGAUGAUGGCUAAUAUCAAAGCAAGCGAAGACAAAUCUCAAGUUGUCAACAAAACCCACCUUGCUUCAGUCAAUCCAGAGGAUAAUUCCUGUAUUCUGGAAAAGGCAGAUGUCUCUGAUUGUGCGCUUAUGGCCAACCUGUUUGGGAGUGAAGGUAAACCUGGCAAGGUUUUACAAGUAAAAGCGAAGAAGAGAACUGGUCCAACCAAUUUUGUCACAUGUAUGAGGGAGACGUUAGGAGACCACUAUGGAGAGAAAGCGGUUGGAAUUGGAGGGGCAUUCGUUAUUCAGACUGGAAAGGCUAAAUUACAUAUCAUGCCGAAGUUUUCAUGUGCUCCAUUGAAGACUGAGGAAGAUGUGAAUAGCUGGUUAAACUUCUACGACAUGCCAGCCCCUCUGGUCUGUGUCGGACAGCUGACCUCUCAUGACCCUGACUUGGACCUGCGUGUUGAGCACUUUCAUUGUUUUAGCGACCAUGGCGUUGGAGGACAUUAUCAUUAUGAUGUCACUCCCGAUGAGGUGGAGUACCUCGGCUAUUUCAAUGUAGGAGAGUAUAUGUACAGAAUGGACAGACCAACGGUUACACAUCAAGUAGGAAGAGACUAGUUAUAAUAUUGAAAGCAUACUUCCAUUCCAUUAAUGAUUUGCUAAAUUUUGGUGUAUUCAAGUAACAGACAUUUGGGCAUCUGCAAGAUAACUUAGCUACAUAUGUUUGGUUCUCUUGUUGUUAAUUAGAGUGGAAACUCCCUCAGUGACACCGCUGUUAUGCAGGACACCCCCGAAACUAGGGACAGUGAUUUUGUUCCUUAGUUGGUUGUUUCUAUACAGCUUGACUGCUGUAAUCAGGACACCUCUUUAUCAUUACUAAAGGACUGUAUUCGUCGUUCCAAACGGUGUCCUUGAGAGACAAGUACUACUGUAUAUGGUUUUGUGGUGUAGACCUGUACAAUUUAAAUGCAUGGUUUGCAGAUGAUUGCUUGGAAAUAGAAAUGGCUCAGUGAUUGGUGCUUGGAAAUAGAAUAAGAAAUGGCUCAGUGAUUGGUGCUAUAUUUAUAUUGUGACAAAUAUAAUAACAUACAUGUAUUAUUCUGUCAUCAAUUGUGAAAAACAGAAAAUAUUGAGAAUUCUGGCAUUGAUGUGAGCUAUUGGAUGAAAUAAACAAGUCAAAGAUGUACACUAUUGAAAUAAAUAAACAAAGCAAAGAAUUUA
Molecule: messenger RNA, 1749 nt
Organism: Lineus longissimus
Lineage: Eukaryota; Metazoa; Nemertea; Pilidiophora; Heteronemertea; Lineidae
Product: ester hydrolase C11orf54 homolog
Exons: 9
Coding region: 352-1146 (264 amino acids)
Cellular component (GO): nucleus
Molecular function (GO): zinc ion binding; hydrolase activity, acting on ester bonds
Source: RefSeq, a predicted model, not a curated record